Paralichthys olivaceus (Japanese flounder) is the source of this 4284-nucleotide messenger RNA. Lineage: Eukaryota; Metazoa; Chordata; Actinopteri; Pleuronectiformes; Paralichthyidae. The record is from RefSeq and is a predicted model, not a curated record.
AUGGAGGCGAUGGAGGUAGACUCUCCUGCGGAGAUACAAGGAGGAGGCAGCAGACCGCCACGGGCAGCUGUUGCUGGCCAGGCCGAGAAUGCCGACGCACCACAUGUCAUCUCAGACUCCGGCAGCAGUACCGAGGUGGAGGACGAACAUGAUAACAAUGGAGGACAGGCGGCAGCUCGGCCACCUCCGAGGCUUCCAGCAACCUGGGCGUUUAGUCAGAGGGCAGUCCGGACUGCAGCCACGCCAUCAGCAGCUCGGGGGGCACCCCUACGGAGGAGAGUCAGGCAGGGCCUCAGGGUGCACUACCCCAGCCAGACGGCAGCACCAUCCAGAGGCUUCCCUGACUUUCUGCUCCGAGCGCCGGCUGCCAGCGUGGCUGAGCCAGAGUCAGGCAGCACCACAGACGUCAGCGAGUCGGAUGAAGAGGAUGCUUCUGCCGCCGUGUUGCUUGUUGACCCUGCCCCACCAACCAAUCCUCACCCCAACCCCUCCACAUAUCACACGCAGCCACAGGAUGUCAGCUCAGCCAACCCCACUUCAGCUGCAGACAAUGAGAGGACAGAAGAUCAACAUCAGGGUGUCAGGUUGCCCUCGGAGGCCUUGGCUUCCAUCCAGUCGAGUGAGGAGAGUGAAGGCGACAACUGCACUAUCUGCUUCGAGGCUUGGACGACGGCGGGCGAGCACAGGCUGUCCGCUCUGCGCUGCGGACACCUCUUCGGCUACACCUGCAUCCAGCGCUGGCUGAAAGCUCAGGGUUCAGCCGCUAAAUGUCCACAGUGUAACAAGAAAGCGAAGCGUUCAGACAUCGUGCUGCUGUACGCUCCAAAGCUGAGAGCGUUGGACAACUCUGAGGAAGAGAGCUUAAAAAAGUCUCUGGAGCAGGAGCAGUCCCUCAGGAGGAAGGCUGAACUGGAGUCAGCUCAGUACAAACUCAAACUACAGGUCGUCACCAGCAAAUAUGGACAAGUAGAACAAGAGCUGCAGGAGCUGAGGACUCUAAUGGCUCAGGCUGGUAGAAGCUCAGUUCCCUCUUCCUCCUCUUCUUCCUCAGGGUCAGCCAUACUCCACGGCCUUACUCAGAGGCCAGAGGGCUCCAGGAAGGCCCAGUACAGCUUCUCCAAGGCAGUUUUAGUGUUUCAGGCUGGAGGGUGCAGGGUUUUGUCAUACUGUGAACCUCUGAGUUGCCUGCUUGCCUCGCAGCCUUCCCCGCAAGCCACAUUGGUGCCUGGUUGUGGGGUGAAGAAGGUGAGUGUGGUGAACAUGAAGGCGAGUCAGUACGUCCCCAUCCACAGUAAACAGAUCCGAGGCUUGUCCUUCAAUAGACAGAAUGACAGUCUGCUGCUGUCUGCAGCCCUGGACAACACCAUCAAACUGACCAGUCUGUUGACCAACACAGUGGUUCAGACCUAUAACGCGGGCAAACCAGUGUGGAGCUGCUGUUGGUGUUUGGACAACCCUAACUACAUCUAUGCUGGUCUGAACAACGGCUCGGUGCUCGUCUACGACACCAGAGACACCACCACACACGUCCAGGAGCUACAGCCGCUUCGCUCCAGGUGUCCGGUAGCAUCUCUGUGCUAUGUCCCUCGGGCAGCAUCCAGCUCGUUCCCCUGCGGCGGGUUGAUCGCAGGGUCUCUGGAGGGCGGGUGUUUCUGGGAGCAGGUCAGCGAGGCCACAUACAGACCCCAUGUCCUGCCACUGGAGACAGCUGGCUGCACCGACAUCCAGGUGGAAACAGAGAGCCGCCACUGUCUGGUCACGUACAGGCCAGGACGUUCCAAUCCAUCUCUGCGCUGCGUCCUGAUGGCUCUGAACCGAACGCCUCAGCAGGACUCGAGUCAGCUGCCCAACUGCUCCUGCGCUCCUGUGCAGACGUUCUGCGCUGGCUCGUCCUGUAAACUGCUCACCAAGAACGCCGUCUUCAAGAGUCCAGAUGGAGUGGGAACCCUGGUCUGUGCUGGUGACGAGGCCUCAAACUCUACCAUGGUGUGGGACGCCAGCAGCGGCUCUCUGCUGCAAAAGCUUCCAGCCGACCUCCCCGUGUUGGACAUCAGUCCAUUUGCGGUGAACGGGGAGCACUUCCUGGCCUCGCUAACGGAGAAGAUGCUGAAGCUCUACAAGUGGGAGUGAACCAGGACCAGAUACAAUCCCACAGCACAAGGACAGGAUCUGACUGUGCUGGAAAUCGAAUGCUGCUAAACCUUUGUCUGCUUGUUUACACACAGAACCCACGUUUUAAGUUUCCUCUUUUAUAAGCAUACAUCCACGUUUCUGCGACUCUUGACCUUUGACCUGAGACAGAACGCCUCUGUCAGGUGUGUAUAGACACACUGAGCUUCUCCUUAAACCAUGAUCCCAAACUACGGAGUAUGUUUGUUAUAUUUAUACAAGUCUGAGGUCAAAUUAUUCAUAUUUUGCGUGUGUGUCUGUCCUGAGGUCCUGCAGUUGAAAAGGUGAAGAUAGUGAUUUUCACCUGCUCUCAGGUGUGUGUUGGUAUUAUGGUUUGAUCAUUUUGGUACUUUGGUAUCAGCCCUGCCACUAAAGCACAGACUACAACUACAAACCAUGUCUCUUCAUCUUCAGGCUGUCCUGUUCUAAUUGAGUUUUUUCUUAAAUGUUGACAGCUUCUGCUCUGACUCAUCUUUUUUAAGACUUGUGUAACCCAUCACAGUCAACAUCAAGCCUAUGGCUGCAACUACUUCUUUGACUAUUGGUUCAUUUCCCUAUUUUUCUGUAAAUUGUUAACAGUGACCCAAUGCCCAGGGUGACGUCUUCAACCAUGGUCCAAAACUGCUUUGUUUAUGAUCACAAACUGGAAGCAGCACAUAUUUGACAUUGUUUCAUCUGUCACUCAGUACAUUAUUGUAAAGUGUACAAUGCAUUACCUCACAACUGGAGCCUGAUUAAUAUGUUGGCAGGACACAUACCAUCAGCUGACUUCAAACUAUCCUUUAUAUAUUAGUGACAAGAAAUGACAGUUCUAGUGUUUGUCCACCAGAGAGUGCUGAAGUUAGUUUUACACUGUUCCAUUGCCACAUACAUUUUUGACGGUCUCUCUUUUUUUUUAUAAUCAACUUUAAGUAAUCGUUUUUAGGCAGUCCCUUAUUGGUUGGUCUAUAUUCACAGCUGUAUUGUCAUUGAGAUGGGUUGCACAAAUACACCUCAAGACAAAACGGCAGCCUAGCUUGAAAAGUUAGUUUAGUUCUGAUGUGACUGUAACUAAAGGGCUAAAUUGUGCAAAACCAUGGGUGUGGUCCUCUAAUGGAAAUAUUAAAGGACCUUUACCACUAGUUUGCUGCUAUAGUGUGUCUUGCACAUUGCUAUGGAUCAUUUGCCUUGACUCUGUUGUCACCUCAGAGAUUUAUUUUCCUCAUUUCAGGCAGCCAGUGGUGUCAGUUUGUUUGUGGUGUUAGCUUGAAAGCUGCUGAAGAUUGAAAGAUAUUAAGCUUUGAGUAGAAAGAUUCUUACAAACUGUUGCAUGCGUUGAGAUUUGAGACCAGGGUGCACAUCAGAAACAUGUUUGCCUGUUAUCUUUUUUCUACUCUUCACAGUCAGCUCAUCACUGCAGUGCCUUCCUGUAGCUGCUCUACUGAACGCUCAGACGUCAGAUUACCCUUGAAUCCACCACAAACUAGAAGUUAAAUAGUGAUCUGGCAGCUGCAGCGUCAUCACUCGCUCUGAGCACAUCUUAUCUGACACUGAUCUAAAAACUCACUCUACUGUCAAAUGUUCAUUAUUUGUUGACACAGGGAUAACACUGUGAGUAUGAGCUCUAACAUGAGCCCAGCAGUGUAUGUCAGAUAAAAUACCUUCAUGUUCAACAUGGUUGACAGUCGUGUGGUGCUCAGGUUAGGCUGUGCUUUGUUAGAGUGAAUGGUAAACUUGUAGCUUGUUGAUUUAAAAAAAAAAAAAAAUCUGGUUCUAAAAAUCCAAUUUUGAAAAACCUGGAUUUCAAAAAUGAGCCUGGCCGCAUCAAAGUGAAGCAGGAUUGAGAGCAGAUUUGAAACUGUUCGUGAAAACUGAUCGUCCUUGGCCCAUGUCUCCUUUUAAAGCACAUUUGAUUUUGUUUUAAUUUUAAUCAUCACAAACCGAAAACUGCUCCAUCAUCACCACACUUUCUUUCUGUCCUCUCGUCUCAUUCCUCUCUGAACCAGAACAACGAACACUGCCAAAGGACCCAUUUAAACUUUUCCUUGUUUAAAUUUUUUAAGAAUGUUGUAUAUUUGUAUAUUUUCUACCAACUGUUUGAGUACAACUUCAAGGUUAAUAAAAAUGACAUGUUAU